Molecule: messenger RNA, 598 nt
Organism: Drosophila navojoa
Lineage: Eukaryota; Metazoa; Arthropoda; Insecta; Diptera; Drosophilidae
Biological process (GO): fatty-acyl-CoA biosynthetic process; long-chain fatty acid metabolic process
Molecular function (GO): long-chain fatty acid-CoA ligase activity
Source: RefSeq, a predicted model, not a curated record
AUGCCGAAAGCCGUGUGCAUAUCAAAUAAUGUGUUCAUGCAGGAUAACUUGCUUGUCAACAGCGAAACGAUCUUAUUCAUUCAGAGUGGUCUGGAUUGGCUUACUGGUCUGUGGGCUUUCAUGUUCAGUGUGGUGUACGGGAGCACUCGCAUCAUAUCGAAUAAGCCCUUUUCCCCGGAGAACAUUGUGCAGUUAGUGCAGAAAUACAAGAUAACGUACAUGACUCUCGCACCUGUUCAAAUGGCCGUGCUUGCCACUAGCCCCAUUGCCAACCCCGAUGCCCUAUCCUCAAUACGUAAUAUGAACUACGGCGGGAGCAUUGCCUCCGAUGCGACUCUGAAGCGCAUGAGGGAAUUGUGCAAGAAUGCGACGUUCAACUCAGCCUACGCGAUGACCGAAGCUGGAGUGAUAACCCUCAAUCUAGGUGUGCAGAAUGCAUCAGCUGCUGGCAAGCCUAUGCCUGGCAUGAAAAUACGGAUCGUGGAUGAGGACGGGAAAAACCUGGCUCACAAUGAGGUCGGCGAGAUCCUUGUGCACACAGGAAUGCACUGGAACGGCUACUAUGGCAAUCCCGAGGCCACAAGCCAAAUUCUGGACA